CAUUCCAUAUUUACUCAUGCGUGAAAUUAGUUGUCAUAUUACGUCAUCAUUAUGCGUCGCGGCACCAAUAACUAACCAUUGUGGAAACAUAUCAGCGCAGAGAACGACAAGAUGAACAAGCAAGGUAUGCAAACAAUUUCCUUUUUUAUCAGCUUGGGUAAAUUUUUGUUUAAAACCUGUUCGUAGCACUUUCAAACUUAUUUCUAACUGUGUUCAUUUAUUUUGGCCGAUGUAUCUUCCUAGAUGUAACCCGCAGACUCUUUCAUGGCGGAAGACCAACAAUAAAAAAUGGAAUCUUCUAUUUGGAUCUUCCUGGAAACCGAGAAACUAGGAGCAUUGAGCAGAGAAUCUUAGAAAGUGGAGGGCGAGUCGAACACUUCUUCAGCAAAGAUGUGACAUGUGUCGUUACCGAAAACCGCCAAAGAAGAUCACCCCGUACGCAAAAAGGACCCCAACAAAAGCCACUUACACGUGCUCAAAGUAUCCUUGCAAACGUAAAACAAAACCAACAGAAAAACAAAAAUGGCAAGAAAAACAUUGUAACAGUAGCAGAAAGCUUGGGAAUAACUGUUCUUCAAAUGGAAGAAAUGCACAGAUUGUUGAGAAAAUGUAGUAAAAUAGAGUUAAACAAUCAAGUGAAAGAAAAAGAGCAACAAGAAAAGUCAAAUUGGACUGAAAAACCAGCCACUGCAAGAAAAUUGCGAGCUCCAUUUGUCAAAGUCGAGGAUCAGUCAAGAUUGUAUCAGCCUCUUAUAAAAGAGAUGCAAGAAUGGCCAAAAAUCUAUUUAGAAUCUUUGCAGCCUGGAUGUCCAUUUGAUCCUCCAGCUAGGGCUUCACAAAAAGGCAAGAGGUCAAGUAAAGGGCAAAGGUCAUCUCAAAGUGCAAGUACUCAGCGACAGAAGGUUCAAGUUGAAACUGCAAGAGCGACGGGUCAUUUUUCAUCCAGUAAAAAGGCCGGUUACUGUGAGCUUUGCAACAUAAAUUACAGGGGGAUAAAGCAACAUUUAAAAGGCAAAAGACAUCUGGAAAAUGCUGCAAAUUCGAAUGCUUUUCAAAAGCUGGAUGCAGUAAUCAGUGAAGGGAGAAGUCCAAAUGCUUAUCUGAAAAGUUUCAAGCAGCAAAGGACACCGAAGAAACUUACAAUUAAAAGUUAUAAGUCUCCAGGGUCCCCAGUCACGCCUGUAAAUAAGAAACUUGGCAACAGAGGAGCAGCUUCGAGUCAUCACGUCACGCCCUUGAAGAUAGUUUUCUCUCCGAAAAAUGGAUAUUCUGUCAUGAAGGUAGAAAGUCCUCGCAAACGGAAACCUGAAGUUAUUGAGAUCAAGGACGACGAAGUCAUAAUGAAUACGAUACCAAAGAAAAGAAAAAUUGAUGAUUUCUCUGUCGUUCAGCUCAGCAACUUGAAAUUGAAAAUACGGAGGAGCACCAGGUUAUUGCGUGGCAGCAGCUCGGAUCAGCACGGGUCUGUUUUCCUUGAUUUCCCUACAUACAGAACUGGAGUUCCGGAGGAAGGUUUUUCAAGGUAAAUUCCCUUUAAUGUAAUAGCG
Rhopilema esculentum is the source of this 1547-nucleotide messenger RNA. The record is from RefSeq and is a predicted model, not a curated record. NCBI's taxonomy places the organism in Eukaryota, Metazoa, Cnidaria, Scyphozoa, Rhizostomeae, Rhizostomatidae.